AUGCCUCCUAUACCUCCAAACAAGAAGCCCCCCAUCCUCAACAGCAAAUUGUUCAGUCUAACGCCUCUUCAGCACACCUCGAUGGGUCCUGCACCCGACACCUUUCUCUCCCUAUAUCACCCAGCUGUACACACUGCAAACGGGCGCAUGCACCAUUCAGGUGGCACUCGGCAACCGACCCCGAGUUGCAGUGGAAUUCGAUGGAAACAAGCUAUUCUACAGGAAUUUGCUGCUCUGUCCUGUGUAAUUUGUCUCCAAUCUUUUGUAGCAUCUGAGAAGCAGCCAGUAGCACUGCCCUGCAGGCAUGUGUUCUGUAUUGGCUGCAUUUCUCGGUGGACGGAGCAGCAGGAUGAGGAUCGAGGGUACUAUGAGUGCCCCAAUCGAUGCUCAAUAAAUGCCAUGAACCAUGGCAUUCCGCACUCAGAUGCCAAAAAUUAUAGACAGCCGGAAGCCGACGAAGUUCUGGUCGGACAUUAUGUACCUCUCUUUGUCAACUUCUCAUCCGAAGCCGACAAGAAUCAGGCCUUUCUCUCAAAAAUUGCGCGGUUGGAGGCCGCCCUUGAAGAGAGCAAGAGUUUAAACAAGCAGCUGCGUGUGGACAACAGCGUACUUGAGGGGUCUGUCAGGCGUGGUGCAGCGGUCGUUGAAACCAUGGUCUCGGGGAUGAAGGCUCUCGAGGCGCAGCUUGAGGAAUUAAAGCAGGAAAAAGGGCAACUCGAGUCGCAGUUACAAGAAGUGGCUACGCUCGCAAUGGCAUUCAUCGAACAACACAACCAGUCUAACUCCUCCUCCUUACACACUACGGUACAAGAACGGCAAAUCGUCGACACUGCCUCUACGGAUGUCUCACCCACCACACCCGUAGAACCUUUGGAAGAUGAGAUCUCCGUUGCAGUUGCCGAGGCGCUCGAGCCCACGGUCCCAUCGGCCAAAUUGCGCAGGGACGCGGCAGCAGCUAUUUAUGACGGCCUUCGACACCGUCAGGCUGCAGUCGAAGGCGGCAAGGAGAAUGUCGCCCCUGUGGCAUCCACCUCACGCUUGCCGCCUGCCUCGUGCAGACCUCCUUUAACUUCCGGGACGUACCUUUGCUGCAACUUCGACCACACUACCACUAGGGGCAUCAGAAGAGGGGACAUCCACUGCAACUUCCAAUGUGGGUUAUAUGGGCAUGCACUUGACCUUUUGGGGGAUGGGUCACGCUUCCAAGUCGCGCCAGCGAUUCGUGUCCCGUACCGGAUGUAUGAUCUGACAUGGCUUUACUUGGACGUUCCUGAAAUUCUUUUUUUCCAGCUGGCGUACCUGCCUGAACAAUACCGCCCAUUUAUCUCCCACGCAAUGCGACGCAUCUACCUUGAUGUCUCCACUCAUGUGGAUAAAAAUAAAGCUCUAUUAAAUCAGAUUGCGCAACUUCAGUCAAAACUUACAGAGAAAUCAAAGUGCGAACAAACUCUCCGCCAAGAAUGCCACCGAUUACAGCUCGAGGCGAUCAACGCACGUGCGGCAGAGCGCAAACAGCUUGCAGAACUGUACAUGGCACAAGACGCAGUGUCUUAUGAAAAAUUUAUUCGCGCAAAAGACAAGAAACAGAUGGAGUCCAAGGCUGCAUUACUGCAGAAACUCAAUACAGAAUUGCACAAUAAAUGUUCCAAUAUGCAAUCUAUGUCGCAACUUGCAUCGUCGAGAAUUCAGUCUUUGGAAUCCACCAUGCGCCAGGCGGAGCAAACCAUACGGGGCCUUAGGGAAGAAGUUUCUAAACUCAACGCACAGAAAAGGCAUACGGACACCUCUUCUACUCCCAAUCCGCCGCACCCUCAAUCUGACACCCGAUCAGUAUACAAUUUGCGGUCUCGCUUAAACAAGAAUGGCUCAUUGUCGGUAUCUGGCCCCUCACCUGCGCCCAUGGAAUCGUCGACGGUCAGUAGGACUGUCAGCGAACCACUUCUGAAGAAGCAGGGUACCAAACGCAGUCUCGCCGAAGAUAAGACUAUGAAGAGUAUGAAGCGUAUAAAGAUUAUUCUACUAUAG
Molecule: messenger RNA, 2025 nt
Organism: Psilocybe cubensis
Lineage: Eukaryota; Fungi; Basidiomycota; Agaricomycetes; Agaricales; Agrocybaceae
Exons: 9
Coding region: 1-2025 (674 amino acids)
Source: RefSeq, a predicted model, not a curated record